Molecule: messenger RNA, 3813 nt
Organism: Varanus komodoensis (Komodo dragon)
Lineage: Eukaryota; Metazoa; Chordata; Lepidosauria; Squamata; Varanidae
Gene: TMEM143
Product: transmembrane protein 143
Exons: 7
Coding region: 761-2044 (427 amino acids)
Cellular component (GO): mitochondrion
Source: RefSeq, a predicted model, not a curated record
UAUAGCCUGGAGUAUCGGUAAAGCCUAUACUGUGGUAUGAGUAUCUAUCUCUAUGGUACAUACUCGACCUCAGCUUGCAAACAUAGACAAGCAAAGGUGCGAGCGUAUCGCGUGAAGGGAAAGGAAGGAGGGCAGAAAGCCUUUGAAAGAUCGGGAGGAGAGGAAAAGGGCGGAAGGGAAGGGAGGAACUGCGCAUGCGUGACAAUGUCACUGACAGUUCUAUAUAUAAGUUGCACUUUUGGUGCUUUAAGGGUGGAUUUCUUUUCCUUUCCCAUCGUUGGAAUUGGUCCAAAGUGAAUUUAAAGACUUUUGUUGCCCGGAGAGGAACGAAUAACUGCCUCGUCUGUAAGUUGAUCGGGCGUUGAGUAGAGCGGCAAUGUGCGAGGUUUAACCUCAUCUGUUCAGCCCACACGCCGCUUAUUUAGCAGUGAACUUUCAACUUCUCCACCGCCUGUCUGACUGCUUUGACCCUGACCUUCAGGGUGAUGCACUGUAACUUCUGCAUGCGACCUCCGUUCUGGCUGCGGUUGUGAUUGCAAACAUCUGUUGCCUCACAGUUCAUCAAGUGGUAAAGAUCCUUCUUGGCUUGGCUGAGCCUCUGCUUUGGAGCAGGCUUGUGGUGUAUGACUCUUCCCAAUCAUGGCCUAUGACAGAAGUCUCCCACUUGCAGAAUAGUGUUCAUCAGAAGAGCUUUGCACAGGAAGCCAACCAUGCCUUGACAGCACUGUUUCCUGCCUGUUGACCUUCAGACUUGCUAAGGAUGCAGUGUGUGGUGCGCUUAGCCCUAGGGGCCGGGGUGAUACGGUUGCCAGCUCGUGGCAAGGCCUCCCUAGCUGCCAAGAUGGUGAAAUACCGGAAGCUGAAGAAACCAACGGAGCCUCAAGACUGGGCAACGGAUUAUCGGGAGAGAUAUAUCCCCUUUUCUAAGGAUCAGCUGGUUGAUGCCCUAGUAAAGGAGUUCCACUCUUCUAGACACACAGAUAAAGACUCAUUCCUGGCCUUUGUCUCUCAUGUGGACUCUUCCCUUCUGCACCAGUAUCACUCCAUCCUGGAGCAGUUAAAGGCUCUCUAUGCACCUAUUAAUCCUGACCAGGACACACUGCAGGAUUUCUCUUUGACUGAUGCAGAGCGUUUAACGAAAGAACAGGAAGUUUUGGCCAUGAUGGAACCACUGUUGGAUCAGGCCAACUUCAAUAGCUUGUCAGAGGAAGCAUUGGCCUAUGCCCUUGUGGUCCACCACCCACAGGAUGAAGUCCAGGUUUCAGUAAAUCUGGAUCAGUAUGAAUACAUAAAAUUCUGGGCUCUGGGCCAACGGAUUGGACCACUACGUGUGAUGACUUCCAUUCAGUCCCAGCACAGGGGAUUCUUUGGCACAUCGCGGAUUCCAUCAGAAAGGCAUUACUUCAAACGGGUGAUGGUGGCUGCCCGGCCUAAGAACUCCCACCUGGUGCUGAAAUGCUUUAAGGAUAUUCCCCUGGAAGGCCUGGAGCAGCUGUUGCCAGCUGUCAAGGUCCGCACCUCCAUCUUCUACAGGACCUUUCUCAACAUCAUGCUCAUAGUGAGCGGCUUGGCCCUUUUUGUCAACGUGGGGAUGGUGGUGCUUUCUGAUCUCAAGAUUGGCACCAUGACCCUGCUGAUCUUCUUUGCAGCUUUAAUGGCCUUCCGGGCUUGGAAGGUCUUUCGCCAGCGCCGCAACAUCCACUCCCUUGAGCUGGUGCAUAUGCUAUACUACCGCAGUACAUCCAACAACUCCGAGCUGCUGGACGCCCUCACUCUGCGUGCCCAGGAAGAGCAUGCCAAGGAGGUCAUCUUGGCACACAGUUUCCUCCUCCAGCUGCAGCUCCAGGGCCACCAGUGCCUCCUACAGGAGGCCACAGACUCGAAAACUGUCGAACUACUGAAGCAAGCAGUCCAGGCUUGGUUGCACCUGCACUCUGAUCUGGAUAUAACCUUCUGUGCUGAACGUGCCUGCAAGCAUCUCAGGGAGCUGGGGAGCAGGGCUGUGGGCUCUUCCACAGCUGGGGCUGGCCCUGCAACUGGGUAGGGGCCCCCCUGGUUGCUCUAGCCAGCAAUUUAGGUUCUAACUGGUCAGACCUCCUGACAAGCCCUUUAAGGCUGAGCAUGCCAAGUUCAGAAGGCACCAAUAUGGGUUACUUUCCCCAGGGCAUGGUGGGAGCUGGGGCCCAGGUCAUGGUUGCUGAUGCUGCAUGGAUUCUAAGAAGCCACAAGAUUUUUGUCACUAUUGUUGGACUAUUCUUUUUGGAUGUGUAUCUUCCACCAGAUAUGCCAUGUGAAACACAAGCAGGUAAUGCCACGAAAGGUGCAAAUUACUACAUGAUGUUCAUACAAAAUUAGAUCUCAUGGGAGGAGGGGUACAUUUUGCACCUCAGAGUCAAUUGUUUGUAGAUAGGGAAGCCAUGCUUUUAAAACUUCCCUUCUUGUUUUGGCAAAGCUCUUUUCUUAUAUGCUGCUGCUUGGAUUUUUGUUUUUUUUGGGGGGAUUUUUUUGAGCUGCCUGUUCUUCUUUCUUUGAGGAAUGAGGGGAAAGAACUUUCUUAUAUGGCUUUUUGAAAUGAGAAUGGUGCAAAGCAAUGAAUCUCUUGCAUUAAGGGCAAAAUAGGUUUUUUUAAUAUCCUUUGCUCUCCUGCUGAGGGCUUAAAAAGUAUUAAAUCACUUUUAUAGCACUUUGAAAUGCAUAACAUACACUUAUGUGGAGCUUGAAGACCAUGUAGCGCACUACACUCUUGUUUUUCAUGGUUUAUCAAGACAUUACAGAGGUUCAGUGAGUAAGUUCAGACAAUGCUUUAAGCUUGUUAAAGAAAGACAGUCUGCACUUUUUUAUUGCUUCUGCUUUUUCAGGCAUUGGCCCUGGUACUGGGAAUUCAUUCCAGGACUUGGAACAAAUUUAAGUCCCGAGUGAACAGAUGAAUUCAGACUUGAAGCCAGGCCUCCUGUGCUUAAGUCCUAAUAUUUUAUCCACUGGAUAUUCUAUUUUUUGGACAUCAUUCAGUUAGGUCAGCAUUUCACAGUGGUAGUCUGAAGUCCAGAAAUAUGCACACAUGGUGGGAAUUCCUAGGAUGACUCUUGGUAGAUCUGAACUGGAGACAGCUUUGCUACCUCUUCCUUGUGUGUACAGCACACACACUUCCUUAUCCUGUCUUUACUGAAAAGGUUCCUGCAUACCUGACUUUGGUCUUCCUGUUUAAAUAAGACACGCAUGCUCAAUGUAUGGCAGCACACACUUGGGGAAGCCAGUACUUUGCCAUAAAGAGAGCACUUACAGCUGUGAGUUCACUGUGGGCCGUGCUAAUCUAGAGGACUUUCAUCCCUACCCGAGCAAGACCCUCCAAAUUGUGGGAGGAAUUGCACUGAAGAGGCCGCUGUGGGAGGUUUGAGUGUUCGUCUUCUCAGUGAGAAAGCAGUGCAAGAAGCAGCAUCUAUCAGAAUUCUCUUGCUAGGUGUGUCUGCAGAAAAGGUUCGACCAAAGAUGCCAAGAGGAAGAAAGGUGGAUGGCGUUCGCAUACACUGCAAUCUGCAACUUUGCUCCGCUGCAGGUUGUAGGAACAGAGCUCUUCCCUGCUGCAUAGUGCAUGUGAUGGUGGGAGGUGAUGCGCCCAGUAGCAGCCUGGCUUAAAGCUUGGCCGAGCCUAUCAUGCGCAGAGUGAAUGCUGAGUCUUAAAAUAGUCUUGGAGCUUCUCCUCCUCCCAUGUUGGAAGCCUGUCAAGGCUCCGGUGGUGGUGAGGAGGGGGGAAGAAAGUACCUGAAUGUCUAUUGUAUCUUCAGUGCAAUAAACUAUUUUUCCCACCUUCACAAA